AUGAGGGCCCUAGCACUCCUCUUCCUCCUCAUUGCGGCCAAUGAAGCCAAAGUAUUUCAAAAAUGUGAACUGGCUUCACUUAUGGAAAGAAAUGCUUUGGGUGGAUUUAGAGGCUACAGCUUGGGCAACUGGAUCUGUAUGGCUUAUUAUGAGAGCGGAUUCAACAGCCGAGCUGUGGGGCCACGAAACAGGGAUGGCAGUCGUGACUAUGGGAUUUUCCAGAUAAACAGCCGCUAUUGGUGCGACGAUAACGAGGGUCCUACAGCUAAUGGCUGUAAUAGUCCUUGCAGUGCUUUCAUAAAUGAUAACAUCACAGAAGAUAUUGCUUGUGCUAAGAGAAUUGUCAGUGAUCCCCAAGAGAUGGAUGCCUAG
This is a messenger RNA of Thamnophis elegans (Western terrestrial garter snake), 372 nucleotides long. RefSeq names its product lysozyme C, milk isozyme-like. Gene Ontology annotation, molecular function: lysozyme activity. Bases 1 to 372 code for a protein of 123 amino acids. Lineage: Eukaryota; Metazoa; Chordata; Lepidosauria; Squamata; Natricidae. The record is from RefSeq and is a predicted model, not a curated record. The transcript is spliced from 3 exons.